UGUUUGUCUCUGCUUUUGAGAAGAAAGACAGAAAAAGAAACGAAACACAGUGCCUUGUAUCUCUCUACACAACACAGUAUACUAAUGUGCUUUGGAUGACGCUACUUCCUUUCUACGAACAACCAUCCUUAGGGCUUUUUUCAACUCUUCCUUGCAUUUUCCACUUUUUCUUUUUCACUUACCUCUUAUCCUAAGUCUCCUUCUUUCCCAUUUUCUUUCUCAUACUAAAACCUUUUUCAUUUUGGCCAAUUUUUCUCUGCCAUUUUUCAUUUCCCCUUUUUUUUUUUGUUUUGGUUCUGUUCUGAAAAGGGUUUGUUUCUCUUUUCAGAAUUUCGUCGGAUUAUUUGGGGAAGUUUCUAUCUUUGUCUUGUUCUGUUCUGUAGUGUGUUUUCAGUUUUUAAGUUUUGAGCUUCACUAACUUCAGCAUACUCCUUUGAGUAAAUGAGUAACAUGAAGUUGGAGUUGCAUGUUGGAAUUUUUGUCACCUGCAUGGUGAUUCUCUCUGGGACUUUCUGUGUUGGAGAUACUGACAUGGUUGAUGUUGCAGCAAUAAAUAGUCUUUAUGUUUCUCUGGGGUCACCACCACUUCAAGGGUGGAAACCCGUGGGAGGAGAUCCAUGUUUGGAACUGUGGCAAGGUGUGGCUUGUGUCUUCUCCAACAUAACUGCAAUACACCUUGGAGGCAUGAAUUUGGGUGGACAGCUGGGCAGCAAUUUGAAUUUCCCAUCAGUUAUAGAAUUGGAUCUUAGCAACAACCACAUUGAAGGGCCUAUUCCAUUUACUUUGCCCCCUACUCUGAGGACCUUGUCUCUCUCGGCAAAUCGGUUGAAUGGAAGCAUUCCAGAUGCUUUGUCCUUAUUAACUCAAUUGUCAAACUUGGACUUGUCAAAUAACAACUUGAGUGGUCAGCUGCCUUCAUCAACAGGGAGUUUAUCAUCUCUUACCACAUUACACUUGCAAAACAAUCAACUUUCUGGGACCCUUUAUGUUUUGCAAGACCUGCCUCUCCAAGAUCUGAAUAUAGAGAACAAUUUAUUCUCAGGGCCAAUUCCUCCAAAAUUGCUGACUAUCCCCAAUUUCAGUAAAAAUGGGAAUCCCUUUAAUACUACUAUUAUUCCAUCACCUCCUGCUGCGGCCCCUGCACCUGUAGCUAUAGGUUCAUCCCCCCAAGAAUCGCCUUGGAAAAUGGCACAUGGUCCUUCUGCCCUGACAGCACCAGUGCCUGCAAGUACUAGGAAGUCUGUUAUAGCUAAGAGUGUCAUUUGGAUUGCUGGUGCAGGCCUUUUAGUAUUUAUUGUAUUGGGAGUUUGUCUUGUAAUGUUGAGGUGCAUUAAGAGAAGGCCGGAGAAGAAAAAUGCUAAGAAACUUGAUGAUGUGGGUGUGUUUGCGGGACCUUUGAAUAAACCUACAUGCAGUGACUCUGAUGUUGAAACAGCUAAUCAAGAGGAGAAAGGUAAAUGUGAAGUACCAAAUAGAAGUACAAAUUUCAUUCCAAAGGUUCAGGAAGAACAAGACAUAUAUGUGAAAGUAGUAUCUGCAACAUCAGAAGGCAAUAAUGGUCAUGAAUCAAUCAACACUGGAGGGGCUUCCAAACUUUCAUCCUUACAGCCACCACCACAACACUUUCUCCCAACCAGUCCUGGUGAGAAGGUCAUCAUCAAUCCUGCUAUAACUACACAAGUAACUGAAAGACAAGUUAUGUCAAAUUCCAUCAGAGUUUAUACUGUUGCAUUGCUUCAACAAUAUACAAAUAGCUUUUCCCAAGAAAACUGUAUUGGGGAAGGUACACUUGGGCCUGUUUAUCGGGCUGAGCUCCCUGAUGGAAAGCUAUUGGCUGUGAGGAAAUUGGAUGCUACUGCUUCCAUGGGUCAGAGUCAUGAACAAUUUCUUCAACUGGUGUCCAGCAUUUCAAAAAUUCAGCAUGCAAAUAUUGCAAGGCUUGUGGGCUACUGUGCUGAGCAUAACCAACGACUACUUGUAUAUGAAUAUUGCAGUAAUGGAACCCUACAUGAUGCACUGCAUGGGGAUGGCAAUCACCGUAUCAGACUUCCAUGGAAUGCACGCAUUCAGGUGGCACUUGGAGCUGCAAGAGCUUUAGAGUAUCUGCAUGAGAGCUUUCGGCCAUCUAUUGUGCAUCGAAAUUUUAGGUCUGCUAAUGUUCUUCUGAGCGACAAUUUGGAAGUGUGCAUCUCUGAUUGUGGAUUAGGGCCAUUACUAUCUUCUGGCUCUACUGGUCAGUUAUCAGGACGCCUCCUUACAGCUUAUGGUUACAGUGCUCCAGAAUUUGAGUCUGGAAGUUAUACGCAGCAAAGUGAUGUCUUCAGUUUUGGUGUCGUAAUGCUAGAACUCCUCACUGGACGAAAAUCCUAUGACAAGUCACUGCCUCGUGGAGAGCAAUUUUUGGUCAGAUGGGCAGUCCCUCAACUCCAUGACAUUGAUGCAUUGUCAAAAAUGGUUGACCCCUGCUUAAACGGAGCCUAUCCUAUGAAGUCCUUGUCACGUUUUGCAGAUAUUGUUUCUUCAUGUAUACAGCGUGAACCUGAAUUCCGGCCGGCAAUGUCAGAAAUUGUUCAAGAUCUCUUGAGAAUGAUGUAAAAGGAGAUGUGGAGCCGAAGAUAAGCUUUGGUUCCUAGAUCUUCCUAUCUAUUUUUUCUUUGUUAAAUUUUGUGAGCCAAAGAUAUUUUCCUUGUGUGUGGAAAAUCUGCUUACUAAUGUAAUUAUGAGUUAGCAGGAAUGUUGUGCCAUAGUUUAUACUUCAUUGUUCUUUUUUUUUUUUUUUUUUUUUAAAUUAUUAAGAUAAUAGUCAACAAGCAUGUUAUGGGCUCAGAUUCACGAAAAUGUCCUCCAUCCUUGCACACAUUGGUGUAGACACUAUGAUUUUGGGCUAUGUAUCAUAUGUAAAGUAUGAACCCCUCAAAAUUGUUUCACCUUUUAAGAUACGGCAUUGGUGCAAAUUGUAUUCCGGGGUUUGCUAGUGAUGGCUAUUUAUGUUAUUGUUAUUUUGAUGGUAGAAAA
Molecule: messenger RNA, 3015 nt
Organism: Glycine soja
Lineage: Eukaryota; Viridiplantae; Streptophyta; Magnoliopsida; Fabales; Fabaceae
Product: protein STRUBBELIG-RECEPTOR FAMILY 3-like
Exons: 14
Coding region: 442-2595 (717 amino acids)
Biological process (GO): protein phosphorylation
Molecular function (GO): protein kinase activity; protein binding; ATP binding
Source: RefSeq, a predicted model, not a curated record